AUGACACUCCCCACUCCACCCUCCUCCAUCCAGAAGUAUCGCGAUGCCCUCCGCAGAGACUUGACCGCACGCUAUGAGGCUGCCGCCCGCGCCGAGGUCGGAGCCACAGUACCCCCCGAUGCAGAGCACGACCCAGACUACGGCUACGACGAGGACCCAUUCGAUACUCGUGCCCGCCUUCUCCUCUCCAUUGCCGGCCCAAUAUCACCCGAGAGUCCCCCGAGUCGUAAACGGCUCGCAGACGAUGAACAGGCUUUUGUCCUCGACUCGCCAGCCCCUCGACGACGAUGGAGCUAUGUCCCCCAGACUGAAUCUGGUCCGCCUUCCGGAUUAGCUUCAGCGGUGAUGAGUCGUUCCUCGUCCUUCUCGUGCUGCGAUACACCAGGAUCCGAGAUGAGCUUCGAGAUCGGCCGAACGUCCGACUACGUAGGCCUGUACGGCCGCCCUUCGCUGCGGCUACAUGCCAGCGGUAUUUCGCCGUCAUGUGCCCCGCCCCCUCCGCCAGUCGUCUCCUCCACCUCGUCACAUACGUUUACUCCAUCACCUCUUGUUCCCAAGGAGAAGAAGGAAAAGCGAUCCUCGAUCCUAGGCCGCCUCACGCCAAUGAAGAUGAAACCCCUCACACCACUCACGCCAUCGCCCCAACCCCGGCGGAGUCGGAGACGUCGUGUACCAGUCCCCGAACUCGACUGGGACGAGGUCGUCUUAACCCGCUCCGAGAGCGAGACGAUGCUCCUCGCCGCAGCGGGCUUUGCGUCCCAGCGUUCGAGGGGGGCGUGA
Messenger RNA from Cutaneotrichosporon cavernicola, 780 nucleotides. RefSeq lists its product as uncharacterized. The record is from RefSeq and is a predicted model, not a curated record. Lineage: Eukaryota; Fungi; Basidiomycota; Tremellomycetes; Trichosporonales; Trichosporonaceae. The transcript has a single exon. The coding region runs from base 1 to 780 and encodes 259 amino acids.